CCUAUAUAAGGCCGGGCCGGGGCUGGCGGAGGCGGUGCCCGAGUUCGAGUCCCACGUCCACCGCGAUCUGCUCCGCUCCCCGCCGAGGCGCCGCCCGCUCGGCCCCGCUCCGCCGGGGGCUCGGCCGGCCGCGGAGAUGGGUGAUAUGGAGUCCUACAAGGUGAUGCUGAAUGGGCCGGCACCCUGGGGCUUCAGACUGCAGGGAGGGAAGGAUUUCAGCAUGCCGCUCUCCAUCUCCAGGCUGACGCCGGGCGGGAAGGCGGCCCAGGCCGGCGUGGGAGUGGGUGAUUGGGUGCUGUACAUCGACGGGGAGAACACCAGCUCCAUGACGCACAUCGAGGCCCAGAACAGGAUCCGCGCCUGCGGGGACAGGCUCUGCCUCACCCUGAGCAGAGCCCAGAACCACCUGGGGAAGCCGCAGAAGGACUCACUCCCCUGCUCUGAACCCCUGAAAUAUAACUUCGCUCCCAGCACUGCCCUCAACAAAACAGCUCGGCCCUUCGGGGCCAGCUCACCUCCGAAUCUACGGCCCGGGCUGGUGACGAAACCCGUGACGUACGCACCCCUGGUGCCUACCUGCACCCCCCAGCACAAUGGGCAGCCUCCACAGCCACUGGCAUCCCCCAGCACCCCCACGUAUGACCCUGUGAAGUUGCAGCUGAUAGAGGACGCUGUGGACUGGCAGCCCCGCAUCGGGAGAACCCAGUCGCGCUCCUUCCACAAACUGGCCCGGCUGACGGGCACAGACAGCCUGGAGGACCAUGAGGAUGAGCUUGUUUCAAAGCCCAGGGACACCUGUAGACCUUUCGGGGGCACAGUGGAGCAGUGGCAGCCCUCGCAGCCGCCGGAGCCCCCCAGCACCCCCGUGUGCGACCCCGGGAAGCUGCGGCUGAUGGAGGACGCUGUGGACUGGCAGCCCCGCACCGGGACCUCCCAGUCGCGCUCCUUCCGCAAACUGGCCCGGCUGACGGGCACAGACGGCAUGGAGGACCAUGAGGAUGAGCUUGUUUCAAAGCCCAGGGACACCUGUAGACCUUUCGGGGGCACAGUGGAGCAGUGGCAGCCCUCGCAGCCGCCGGAGCCCCCCAGCACCCCCGUGUGCGACCCCGGGAAGCUGCGGCUGAUGGAGGACGCUGUGGACUGGCAGCCCCGCACCGGGACCUCCCAGUCGCGCUCCUUCCGCAAACUGGCCCGGCUGACGGGCACAGACGGCAUGGAGGACCAUGAGGAUGAGCUUGUUUCAAAGCCCAGGGAUGUCCGUGGGUCAGUCGGGGGCACGGUGGAGCAAUGGCAGCCCUCGCAGCCGCCGGAGCCCCCCAGCACCCCCGUGUGCGACCCCGGGAAGCUGCGGCUGAUGGAGGACGCUGUGGACUGGCAGCCCCGCACCGGGACCUCCCAGUCGCGCUCCUUCCGCAAACUGGCCCGGCUGACGGGCACAGACGGCAUGGAGGAUCAUGAGGAUGAGCUUGUUUCAAAGCCCAGGGAUGCCCGUGGGUCUGUCGGGGGCACGGUGGAGCAGUGGCAGCCCUCGCAGCCGCCGGAGCCCCCCAGCACCCCCGUGUGCGACCCCGGGAAGCUGCGGCUGAUGGAGGACGCUGUGGACUGGCAGCCCCGCACCGGGACCUCCCAGUCGCGCUCCUUCCGCAAACUGGCCCGGCUGACGGGCACAGACGGCAUGGAGGACCAUGAGGAUGAGCUUGUUUCAAAGCCCAGGGAUGCCCGUGGGUCUGUCGGGGGCACGGUGGAGCAGUGGCAGCCCUCGCAGCCGCCGGAGCCCCCCAGCACCCCCGUGUGCGACCCCGGGAAGCUGCGGCUGAUGGAGGACGCUGUGGACUGGCAGCCCCGCACCGGGACCUCCCAGUCGCGCUCCUUCCGCAAACUGGCCCGGCUGACGGGCACAGACGGCAUGGAGGAUCGUGAUGAUGUGUUUGUUAAAAAGCCCAGCCAGGUCUCCGUGCUUGACCAAUCCCCAGGAGCAGCGAUGAAGACUGAGCCGGGACUGGCCCCCAGGACCCCCACUGCCACCCCUGGCCCUGCCAGCCGCCCACCCUGGGCUGUGGACCCUUCGUUCGCUGAGCGCUACGCACCAGACAAGACGAGCACGGUGGUGAGCAAGCACAGCCAGCCAGCCACACCGACCCCCAUGCAGAACCGCAGCUCCAUCGUGCAGGCGGCGCAGCAGAGCCCCGAGGGGCCUGGACGCACACCCCUCUGCUACAAGUGCAACAAGGUCAUCAGGGGACGCUACCUUGUGGCUUUGGGACAUUAUUACCACCCCGAGGAGUUCAUCUGCUGCCAGUGCAGGAAGGUGCUGGAUGAGGGGGGCUUUUUCGAGGAGAAAGGCUCCAUCUUCUGUCCCAAAUGCUAUGACACGCGCUAUGCACCCAGCUGCGCCAAGUGCAAGAAGAAGAUCACUGGGGAGGUGAUGCAUGCGCUGAAGAUGACCUGGCACGUGCAGUGCUUCACCUGUGCUGCCUGCAAAACUCCCAUCCGCAACCGUGCCUUCUACAUGGAGGAGGGACAGCCCUACUGUGAGAGAGACUAUGAGAAGAUGUUUGGUACCAAGUGCCGUGGCUGCGACUUCAAGAUUGAUGCUGGGGACCGGUUCCUGGAGGCACUGGGGUUCAGCUGGCAUGACACUUGUUUCGUCUGUGCGAUCUGCCAGACCAACCUGGAAGGGAAGACAUUCUACUCCAAGAAGGACAAGCCGCUCUGCAAGAGCCACGCUUUCUCCCAUGUGUGAGGGGCAGGAGUUCAGCUGUGCCCACGCAUGCCCCUGGCCCUGCAUGCUCCUUUCCCCCCACCUGCUGCCCCUAGGGAGCCAGGCUGGGCCUUCACCCCUUCCCCUUGCUCCUGCCUCUCUCGUUGCAGCUUCUGGCCUGGCUCCAGCCUGGGUGGCUUCUUCUGUGCCCACUAGCUGGCCCUAGGAGCCCUAGGGAAGGUCUCCUGCCCCCAAGCUGUGCAGCAUGGUGGCUGCAGCUGUGCGGAGGCUGGAGUCGGGGAGGGUCAGUCACAGCAGGGCUGCUCCCUUGCUCGGCUGGGGCCCAGCUGCCUGGCAGCUCAGUGUCAGGGCAGGAAUGCUCCUGACAUGUCCAUGAACAUGUGUGGACCAGCCCCCCGGCCCCCUUCCAAACUCUCCCCCACCUUCCCCGCUGCCUGCUUACUGUGUGGGGCUGGAGACCCAGCCCUGCCCGCAGCAACCCCCCAGCCAUCCUGCAGACUGCUAUGGUGGCUUCCUACCCUGGCUGUGUGUCAGGUGAGGUCUGUGCCUUGUGUCCCCCCACCCACCCGGCCUGCUGCUCUUCUGGGGCUGGUGUACAGCAGCACCCCCAGCCCGCCCGUGCUGGGGAGCAGGGCAGCAUGUGUUGAUGGCCAGCCGGCCAGCAGGCUCCCGCGAGGCUUGGGAACAGCUUCCUACCAAAGAGCGCCUGCCCCCACCAUCCCGGGCCUGUAAAUUCCUCUCCCAAACCCACACUCUCCAGUCAGGCUGCUGCUGAUGGAGCCACGGUGCUUUUAGUGCCUUUAAUAAACACUUCUCUGCAAGUGC
Messenger RNA from Columba livia (rock pigeon), 3547 nucleotides. RefSeq names its product PDZ and LIM domain 7 (gene PDLIM7). Gene Ontology annotation, cellular component: filamentous actin; Z disc; stress fiber. The record is from RefSeq and is a predicted model, not a curated record. The transcript has 28 exons. Gene Ontology annotation, molecular function: actin binding; muscle alpha-actinin binding. Gene Ontology annotation, biological process: muscle structure development; heart development; actin cytoskeleton organization. The coding region runs from base 137 to 2743 and encodes 868 amino acids. Lineage: Eukaryota; Metazoa; Chordata; Aves; Columbiformes; Columbidae.